Periconia digitata is the source of this 765-nucleotide messenger RNA. Lineage: Eukaryota; Fungi; Ascomycota; Dothideomycetes; Pleosporales; Periconiaceae. The record is from the annotation of a GenBank genome assembly.
GAAGUCUACGGCAACUUGAAAUACCCUAUCCUCCCACCCAAUCUCUUCAAGAAAUGGCGGGACUUCUCCUCCUUGCUAGUCGUCUGCUUUAUCGCGGGGAUGCUCUACUACAGCAUGAACGUAAUCUGGCCCCGGCAAUCAACGCUGCUCUUCCUCAACUCGAAUGAGACGAUUAUCCGCGGAGUCUACGCCAAUAUGGUUUCCUUUGGUACCAUUAUAGCCGGUUGGUACUGUUCUGGAACCAUGCCAUGGAUCGGGCACGAAAGAUGGCAGCUCAUGGCGUUCAUCACAACGCAGACAGCAUUGAUUGGAUCGAUGGCGAGCAUCGGCAUGGAAGUCAAAAUGCAAGCAAUUGCUACUGUCAUCCUAGUCGCAACGUGCAACCUACCCCCCAGUCCGCUAAGCUUUGACAUGGUCAGCCUAGGCCUUGACGAUCAGCGAGACAUCGGCGUCGCCGUUGGUUUGAUAUCCACGUUUCGACUUAUUGGUGGCGCUGUCGCUACCAGUGUUUACGUUUCCAUCUAUACAUCUAGGUAUGCGUCUAACAUUGCACCUACUUUUCAACACAACAUCGAGGGGUUGGGUUUCCAAGGCGAUUUCCAGAAGCUGUUAGAUGCCACAGAAACAAAUACCUCGGUGGCCUACGCGAAGAUAUCCGGGAUCAACCAGCCGAUGAUACAGGCAGCCACGCUUUCUGUAAAGGAGGCGUAUGUUGGCGCUUUCAAAGUUAUAUACCUUGUAGCGAUUGCAUUCGGAGCGCAUUGA